This is a messenger RNA of Caenorhabditis elegans, 1243 nucleotides long. RefSeq lists its product as uncharacterized. The record is from RefSeq and is marked reviewed. NCBI's taxonomy places the organism in Eukaryota, Metazoa, Nematoda, Chromadorea, Rhabditida, Rhabditidae. The transcript is spliced from 6 exons. Bases 66 to 764 code for a protein of 232 amino acids.
CAGAAACGGACCGAACAUGCCGUCCGCACAGGCACUUGCCAACGUGAAAGAACACGGCUGAGAAGAUGAGUUUCCAACCUGGUGAUAUUGUGAUCAAAGGUUCGUGGCCAUGCAAGUUGGUGAAUAUGGAGAGAGGAAGGAAUCCCGUCUCAUGGAGAGUAGAAUAUUUUACCUGGAAAGCGAAAGGCCGAACGAGUAUUGUUCCACAGGGUGCGAUUUUCGCUUUGCAUCGAGACUAUCGAUUCAAAAAGUCUACGGAGCAACACACCAAAGCUAUUAAAGAGGCUAAGGAAACAUUAGGAGGCAAACUAUGGGGAUCUCAAUGUGGCAGAGCACCAUCGUACAAAAAGCUCGAGUUUAACGGAGUCGAAAACACCCCUGAUCAAAUACAAAAAAUUGUCUCUCGCGACUUAAAAUUGGAAUUGGACGAUAGUGAAGAUAUUCGAAAAAGUGGAACAAAUGGAAAUCAUCACAGAGGUGAACCGAAAGAGGAACUAGAAAAGGAAGAGCAAGAAAAAGAAGAGAGAAUGAAGGAAGAUGAAGAAAAGAAUGGAGAUGGAGAAUAUGAAGAUGACGAGGAUCAAAAGAUGGCUGAUGAGAAGAACCGAAACUAUAAGGCUCCCAUGAAUCGCAAAAGAUUUCUCACCGAGGAUAAAGACGACGCUCUGUUCAGCCCACCACCUCCUAAACAGAAGACUACGCCGAAUUCCACAAUCUGGGGCACAUUUGUGACAAAAAUUAGUGGCUUUCUCGGCGGAAAAUAAGCACCCUUUGUUUUUCAUUUCGUUGCCCCUAUCUAAUUUAAUGUAUCAAACCUGAAAAUGCCAUUGAAUCAAUUCAACUAUGUUUUCUAUUUCUCCUUUUUUUAAAUCAUUUUUUUUAAAACUUCACAAAUAUAUACAUAUAUAUAUACUGUAUUCAUAAUUUUUUUUCUCAAAAAUUAAGUACUUCACCGGAGCAAGAAAUUCAAAAUUCUCUAAAUGUUUCCCAACAUCUGGGUAUUUUCGAUUUCGUUCAACUCGAGCUUUUUGUACGAUAGUGUUCUGUCACUUUGAGCACCCUGGAAAAAUAUGAACAUUUUCUAAAUUCUAUUAAAAUAGCUACGAUCCAAAUUUUUUCUCUAAAUUUUUCUUUGUCCUCUUCAAUGGCUUGGCGUGUUGCAAAAUUUUUCAAAUGUUCCCAACAUUUUCUUUAUUUCUUUGAAUUUAUUUUAAUUUGUGUUGAAUAAACUGAUAAUAUGAAA